AUGGAACCUACUCAAGGUGGACAGCAGGGCAGACAGCAACAGCAGCAGCAGCAACAGCAGCAGCCUGUCUAUGAUGUGCGCAAUGGUGGUCACUAUGGUGCCAGCGCAACUCUUUCUGGACAAGGCUAUGCGCCCGUUCCUGAACUGUACACUGGAACUUGGGCAAAUGUAAAUCAAGGCCUGCAGGGCAACGCCCGUGAUAUCUUGACAACCUACUGGCAGCAUGUCAUUAAUCAUCUGGAGACUGAUAACCAUGAUUACAAAAUCCACCAGCUUCCUCUUGCUCGCAUCAAGAAGGUCAUGAAGGCUGAUCCGGAAGUCAAGAUGAUUUCCGCCGAAGCACCCAUAUUGUUUGCCAAGGGCUGUGAUAUCUUCAUCACCGAGCUUACCAUGCGGGCAUGGAUUCAUGCAGAGGAUAAUAAGCGCCGCACUCUCCAGCGGUCUGAUAUUGCUGCUGCUCUCUCCAAGUCGGACAUGUUCGACUUCUUGAUUGACAUUGUCCCCCGUGAAGAGGCGACCUCCCAUGCGAAGCGAUCGAGCCAGACAGCUGCAGCACCAGGCCCUUCGGUUGCCCCCGGACAGAUGCCCCCAUCUCAGCAUGGUGUCCAGACCCAUAUGGGCCCUGAUUACGGCUCUCUUCAGCAUGGUAUCCCCCAGGAUCAGGAAUAUCGUACUCAGCCUGCCAUGUAUCCGGGAUCAGUUCAGCCAGACCCGACAACUGCAUAUGGCCAGCCUCAGUCUCAAAUUUUCGAGGGGAUGUAUGGAUAUCCUCAUAUGCCCCCUCAACAGUGA
This is a messenger RNA of Penicillium taxi, 792 nucleotides long. It is a transcript of the gene hapE, whose product is annotated as CCAAT-binding factor complex subunit HapE. NCBI's taxonomy places the organism in Eukaryota, Fungi, Ascomycota, Eurotiomycetes, Eurotiales, Aspergillaceae. Gene Ontology annotation, molecular function: DNA-binding transcription activator activity, RNA polymerase II-specific; DNA binding; protein heterodimerization activity. The record is from RefSeq and is a predicted model, not a curated record. The transcript has 5 exons. The coding region runs from base 1 to 792 and encodes 263 amino acids. Gene Ontology annotation, biological process: regulation of DNA-templated transcription. Gene Ontology annotation, cellular component: nucleus; CCAAT-binding factor complex.